UGUAAACAACGUGAACAAUAACGAAACAAUAACCACUGAUAACCAACUUGUUGCUUGUAUUUUUGAUAUAAUGAAUAAGUGAAAACGAUUGAGGGAAGCUCGGUUGGUCUUAAACAUGGAUUGAAUGAAACAUUCACCAACAUGGCAGCAAAAGUGAGGGAGUUGCUGAAAACGAACCGCCUGAAAGUGGAAGUUGAGAAGGGGACCUGCUUCAAGAGUGGAGUGAUGAAGAAGCCAAGCAGGAAAGAGUGCGAGAAAAUGAGGCGCGAUCGUUUGAACAACUUCAUCGGAGAGUUGGCUGAAAUGGUGCCUUUGGUAAAAAAUGCAAAGAAAAGACUAAAUAAAACUGGCAUUUUACGAUUAACAGUGAAUUAUCUUCGGCUGCAUCAGGAUUUACAGAGAAGAAACCACUCGGAUUCGAAGCCGUGGAGACCAGCUUAUAUCGAAAGUAACUUUCCGAUUGAGUUCCUUGAGAGCAACAACAGCUUCUUGUUUGUUUACAACAAGAAGGGAAUCCUGACCUAUAUUUCAGAAAAUGUAUCAUCACUGCUUGGUCAGAAUCAGAUUGACCUGCUUGGCCAGUCCAUCCUAAAAAUUGUCCACAGCGAUUACCAGAAUGUGUUUUUAGAUCAACUAAAAGGACCAAAGGAGACUACUUCAUUUAGCUGUAAGAUGUUGUGUUCAUGCCUUAAUUCACCCAUGGUGCACUACGAGUGUGUGCAGGUGACAGGCCAUGUUCGGCGUGCGGGGGAACAGGACAUUGCAGGCGGUUUUCUUGGAUCUGUCCGAGAUGUGUAUUGCGUUGCAGUGGGGAAGGUGAUGUCAAAGGCGGUAAUCCACAACUUAUAUCCAGCCAAUUCCUCGCCGCUCGAUUUCUCAAACUCCCUCCAAUACGUCUCUCGGCACUAUCUUGAUGGUAGUGUUGAGAAUAUGGACCAAAGGGCGAGUGUAAUCAUGGGUUAUAUGACAAAAGAUAUGGAAGGCGGAAAUCCCUACUUCAGUAUCCAUCCUAAUGAUCUGGUGUUCGUUGCUAGGGCGCAUCAAAGAGUGUUCGAGGAGAAUGUCAUUCAGAGCACUGUUUAUCGUUAUUUAACUUGUGAAAACAAAGUACUUCACAUAGAAUCCGAGACUCAUUUGAUUGAGGACCAGUUCACAAGAAAACCCAAGUUAAUUCUGAGCUUCAACAACAUUGUUAGCUCAAUGCUAGGGCGUCAGUUGAUCAGGAAGCAACGUGAGGGGUUAAUCAAAGAGCGCAAAGCGAACAGACGAGAGAGAAUUUGUGCGGGCGAGGUCUCUGAUGAAGUCGACAAAAACGACGAUGGCGCCAUAGUUCAACUCGUCUACGAUGAAAAUCUUGUUUCGAUAUCUGUUCCAUUUAACGAUUUCCACCGAGAAGAAAUGCAACGUGAUGACCUAUUGAUAACUGACGAAUUAGUGAAAGAGGAUUUUGUGAAAAAGGACAGCGCUAUCAGUGGCAGCGUUGAGAUGACUGCAAGUAGCGACAGUGAUAAUUCCGCAGUUUCUCAUGGUCUAAAGCCUGGUUUAUCCCAUUGCGAUAGCGUUCUGUCCACAUUUGGAGAGCAGUGUUCACCAGACAUUGCUGGUACGUCAGUGGGAAUCACUGGGCCUAGUUCCAGUGCAGAAGCGUGGAGUCCAUCUGCAUCACAUUUUGAGAGUUUCCAAGGAACGUCAUCUGCAGGUGUCAAAACCUCUGAAAGUCACAUGGAAAAUUACUACAGAAAUCUCGGCAAUUUGUUAGAGGAUAUAACAGAAAUUUCAUCAUUUUCGGUUGGACCGUCUGAGUGUUCUGACACACAGUUUUCACCCUAUUCUACCAACGGUGUAGACUCCACACAGCAGGUUGUUACUCCUGGACAGGACAAUUACACUUUGAGUCCCCACCAGACAUUCUUGCCUGAUGGAAUUGACCCUAAGUUCUGUGGAGUUGGAGAUGUUGAUCCCAGUUCGUGGAGCGGUUCAUGUAAUUUAAAGGCAACCUGGCCAAACCUUUCCGAUUCUUCGACUGCUUUACCCUCGGUGAGAUCUUCCAAUACCCUGCCUUCCCUCCCUUUGACCUGCUCAACAAAAGCCAUACCCAGCCACUGCGACGCCGACAGUAGCACUGACCAAUCCUGCCUUGAUGGACCUAAUCAGUUGAAUACCCCAUCAUCAAAUUAUUCCCACUCUGUCCUGAGAGCGCUCCUUGAAGUGUGUGACAGGGACCAGCCAUCUUCCAACAGCGAGUCAAUAGUCACCCUCUAGUACAUGUGUGUGCCUUCCUUGGUCUUUACUUGGAGGUUCCUGGAUUAGGCUGGGAAAUGAAUGUAAAGCACUUUGAGACAGUACAGACAGUUGUACAGUAUAGAGCACUAGAAAUACCGUAGAAGAACUUUUUCAUCACAAAGUGACAAUAUGUCCCACUGUGUUGUAUAGUGUGGCACUCUCACAUUCCCACUAUGGAUUUAUAUCACAUUCCAGAGUUAAAACUUUAAAUAUAUAUGUAUGUCGUUUGUUAUGUAGAAUGUAACUUUAUGUAUGAAUACCCCAUGACGAUCCUCGUUGAACAUGUUGUAAAUGUGUAUGAAAUCUUAUUUAUUGGAUUUUACAACGCAUGGAUAGGUGUGUCAGGUAAGCGGAUUAGCCACUCCUUGGAAAUCCGAGUGGAUUUAACUGGUUUUACUCAGGGUUUUGUAAAUGGUGUAGGAGUGGAAAAACCUGAAUCUCAGGACGACUGAACUCAAGUUUUGUUAAGCGCCUUCGAGGUGUCACAGACAUGUUUAUGUGACACUAGUUUUACAGUGUUUCUGCUUGCCCAGACAGGCUCAUAAAUCCACCAGAGACUGCUUUGAAUUGGGCAUUAUUUCUUGACGAUUUUUAGUGUCUAGGAGGCAUUGUUGACAAUUCAGCAUGUACAUGUAGGAUUGCUAAGACAAUCGGAGCACUCCUCGUCCAACAAUUCAGAGAGACUUCUAAAAUCGUUCUCAGUUCUGAAGUGACUUGAACAUGUGGAAUUUGCAAACAAUGUUAUCUCUGAUAUUUUGUGAAUACUGACUUAUUCAGAGGAGUAUCUGCAUGUGCAUUUGUCGAAAAGACAGCAGGUGGGUGCUGUCACUGCAGGGAAGGUGGAACUAUAAGUCGUAGUUCCACCUAUCAUAAAACCCCGUGUUUUUUCAAGACCCGUGUCUUCUCCGUGUGUCAAAAAACCUGGGGCGCACUUACACCUAUCAGUGGUGUUAGAUAAUGGUUAAUAGCCCCGGCAACAGGUGCGCUGUAGGUAGGGAGCUCUCCUGUGUUUCUUUCCCGUUGGAGGGGAAUUUCGCGUGCGCAAUACCGAGGCAACUACACCGCGCCAUCUGUCGCCGGAUCUUAGAACUUGCAAUUGCCGUGUCUAUUCAGAUUCCACCUAUCAAAAAACCUGUGUUGAACACGG
Lineus longissimus is the source of this 3430-nucleotide messenger RNA. Its product is annotated as circadian locomoter output cycles protein kaput-like. Gene Ontology annotation, molecular function: DNA-binding transcription factor activity, RNA polymerase II-specific; RNA polymerase II cis-regulatory region sequence-specific DNA binding; protein dimerization activity. The record is from RefSeq and is a predicted model, not a curated record. Gene Ontology annotation, cellular component: nucleus; aryl hydrocarbon receptor complex. Gene Ontology annotation, biological process: regulation of transcription by RNA polymerase II. The transcript has 12 exons. The coding region runs from base 142 to 2262 and encodes 706 amino acids. Lineage: Eukaryota; Metazoa; Nemertea; Pilidiophora; Heteronemertea; Lineidae.